UCUUUGGAAAUUUUGUGUUAUUUUAUUUGUCGGACUUUAGCCAUAGAAUCCCAUGUCCAAAUUAGCUUGCUUGUCUGUAUCUUUGAAGAGGCAAAAAAGAGAAGAGGAUUGUUUUGUUGUUCUCUCUCUCUCUCUCUCUCUCUCUCUCUCUCUCCAUACCAAUGUCAGGUGUUCUUAGCAUCCUCUUCUUGUUGCUUCCACAUCUUUCUUCUUCACUCCCCUUGUGCACUGAUUUGAGGGCACCCGUCAUACCAAAGACUCCUCUGGUCUUCUGUCCACACAAUGGGAAAGUAUGCUGUGACACAGCCAUGGAUUUGCAACUUGAGAAGCAAUUUCAAGCCAUGAAUAUUUCUGAUUCUGGAUGUGCCUCCGUUGUGAAAUCUAUCCUCUGUGCAACAUGUGAUGAGUUUGCGGCAGAGUUAUUCAGGGUCGAAUCCGUGCCUCGAUCGAUCCCAGUUCUUUGCAACUCUACUGUUUCAGCAAACUCAUCCUUCUGUUCAAAUGUGUGGGAUGUUUGUCAAGACACAUCCAUUUUGAAUUCCCCUUUUGCCCCGUCUUUACAAGGUAGCACCGGUUUGCCACACAAUUCGACCUCUGCCAAGCUAACCGACCUUUGGCAGUCAAAAACUGACUUCUGUCACUCGUUUGGCGGUGCCUAUAACAAUGAUUCCUUAUGUUUUAAUGGAAAACAAGUUUCACUUAUUAACGUUACUGAAACUCCUGUUCCCCCAAAUGGCCUAUGCCUCGAGAAAAUUGGCGAUGGACAAUACAUUAACAUGGUUUCUCAUCCCGAUGGCUCUAACCGUGCCUUCUUCUCAAGCCUAGCUGGAAAAAUAUGGCUAGCCUCUAUCCCCGAGCAGGACUCUGGGAAAAGUUUGGGGCUUGAUCAAUCUAGCCCGUUUGUGGACUUAACUGAUCAAGUUCAUCUUGAUACUACUUUUGGGAUGUUGGGAAUGGCUUUUCAUCCCAACUUUGCUCAAAAUGGUCGGUUCUUCGCUUCAUUCAAUUGUGAUAAGGUUACGUCACCUUCAUGUUCCGGAAGGUGUGCUUGUAACUCGGAUGUGAAUUGCGAUCCUUCGAAGCUAAAUUCUUCAAACGGAGCUACACCAUGCCAGUAUUAUAGCAUUGUUGCUGAAUACACCACCAAUGGAACAACAUCAGACCCUUCAACGGCAAAAAGCGCCAAGCCAUCAGAAGUGAGAAGAAUUUUUACAUUAGGCCUUCCGUUUACUUCUGAUCACGGUGGGCAGAUUCUUUUCGGUCCUAAAGAUGGGUAUUUGUACUUUAUGAUGGGGGACGGUGGAAGCAAAGACGAUAGUUACAAUUUUGCGCAGAACAAGAAAUCUUUGCUUGGAAAAAUUAUGAGGCUCGAUGUAGAUAACAUGCCAACUCCAGCAGAAAUAAGUGAGCUUGGACUAUGGGGUAACUAUUCGAUCCCUCAAGAUAAUCCUUAUUCCGAAGACAAGGAUUUGCGGCCUGAAAUUUGGGCUAUGGGACUACGCAAUCCUUGGCGUUGUAGCUUUGAUUCAAAAAGGCCUUCCUACUUCCUUUGCGCGGACGUUGGACAGGAUAGAUAUGAAGAGGUGGAUGUCAUCACCAAAGGCGGGAACUACGGAUGGAGUGUUUACGAAGGGCCUCUGUUCAAUUCUCAGCAAUCUCUCAGAGGAAACACUUCUGCUAACUCUAUUGAUCUAAUCUUCCCAGUGGUGGGAUAUAACCACUCCAGUGUGAAUCACUUGGGAUCAGCGGCAAUAUCAGGCGGGUACUUCUAUCGUUCCACGACUGAUCCUUGCGCGUAUGGAAGUUACUUGUACUCAGAUUUGUACGCUGGUGCCAUAUGGGCAGCCGCAGAAACUCCAAAAAACAGUGGAAAUUUCAAUACAAGUUCCAUUCCUUUCACUUGUGCUCAUGACUCUCCAAUGCAAUGCUCCACCGUGCCCAACAGCGCUGUAGUGGCUUUAGAAUACGUGUACUCGUUCGGAGAGGACAACAGGAAAGAUGUUUUCAUUCUGACAAGCUCGGGCGUGUACAGAGUAGUCCGCCCGAGCCGGUGCAACUACACUUGCUCGAAAGAAACUGUGACAGUUAUUGGCAGCCCAGUUCCCUCUCCUUCUAUAAAUAGUAACAAUGUGGCUGAGAUAGAGAUGGAGUUUGUGAUCUUGCUUUUGUCAUUGAUGGUUUUGGUAGGCAUGUUUUUGUAAGCUUGAAUGAAAGAGAAACUGUGAAAAUUGAGAUCUUUGUUUUGUGCAAAGCAAUGUUGUGAGAUUGGUUAUUUUGUCAUGGAGUGAAAAUUAGAAUAUAUUUUGUAACAAUCA
Messenger RNA from Camellia sinensis, 2315 nucleotides. Its product is annotated as HIPL1 protein. Lineage: Eukaryota; Viridiplantae; Streptophyta; Magnoliopsida; Ericales; Theaceae. The record is from RefSeq and is a predicted model, not a curated record.